CAAUCAGUGUCCACCAAACCACGUGGUUCUCUGUUGUCUUUUUUUUCUCUCGCGUUAGGGAGAUGAUCGGACGAGCGAAAUGACCGUUAAUCUCUAUUCAUGGGGAGCCAACAGCUACGGUCAGCUGGGGCUUGGAAAUCAAGACGAUCAUCUCUUACCACAGAAAGUUGUCCUCCCUGAAACCUCGGAUGGCACCAUAUUGAACCAGCCAGUGGCCAAUAGGAUCAAAUCAAUAACUGGAGGGGGAGGUCACUCCAUCAUUAUUCAGGAUGAUGGAAGUUUAUUUACAUGUGGAAACAACUGUAAUGGCCAGCUUGGUUUGAAUCACUACAAUAAUAUAGCCGCAUUCACACGAGUGAAUCUGCCAGCAGUCAUUCUCCAAGCCUCUGCUGGAUGGGAUUUUACAGUUGUUCUCUCAGACAGGGGAGAAGUAUUUGCAUUUGGCUCCAAUGAAUUUGGACAACUUGGUUUUCAUCCUAAAGAGCUGCAGAAAUCCACCGUACCUGUAAAGGUGACUUUGCCAGCUGUGAAUGGAAAUAUAGUGGACAUAGCUACCGGUCUCCGUCAUACGGCAGUCUUAACAGCCGAAGGGAAGAUCUUCUGUUGGGGAACGAGAAGAAAAAUCAAGGAUGAAGAAUUACUGAACCAAAUGAUAACGAAGUCUUUAGAGACACCUGUUCUAGAGCCACAGGAUGGAUACAAGUUUGUGAAGAUAUCUGCUGGCUCAUUUCAUACUUUGGCACUCACAGAGAAUGGUAACUUAUGGUGUUUUGGAACAUUCAAAUACGGAGUUGCAACUAAUCAUAAUCCCCCACCUGGGCAUUCCGUGUUGGUUUACGCUAUUUCCAAAUCUUUGUUUGAUGGUCCAAUAGUUAAAAUCGCUUGUGGUUGGACACACUGCCUUGUCCAGUCAGCCAGUGAAAAAAAUUUUUCAUGGGGAAGAGGAGAUUAUGGUCAGCUAGGUAGAUCAUGUGACCAAUCACAUGAUAGCAAUCCACAACCAAUAGAAGAUCUACAAUGUGUGAAUUCCUUCAGAUGUGGAUCCGAGCAUAACUUAGCCAUAACAGAUGAUGGAAAAUUAUUCACCUGGGGUUGGAAUGAGCAUGGAAUGUGUGCCACUGGAGAUGAAAACAAUGUUGUCCGACCGACACAAGUGAAGGCUGUGUCGAACCUUCUUUCUGUUGACUGUGGGGCUGGUGCUGGACAUUGUUUCAUUCUUUGUCAAGACAAAGACUGAAAAUAUAGCUAGAAUGGCCAGGCUAUUGGCCCUGUCACAGAAGGGUAUAGUUCUUGAGCGGAAUACACAAGACUAGAUCAGCUGUGAAAAGAGGACAGAAUUAAUUUCCCUUUACCGGUAGUUGAUUGUGGUCCAGCUGAUUUCGUGACCUCUUAUCCUGAAUCUAUUGCAACUAUACCCCCCACCUCCAACAUAAAGAGAGAUGGUUUAAAAACAUUCUUAAAAUGCUAUCAUGAUUUUGAAGAUCAAUACAGUAUAACUAGCAUGCAAGACUUUACUUUUUCUAAAGUGAAAUUAGAUAAGGGGCUAUUGGAUUGAAGCAAAACAUGAUCAGCUUCUGGCCUGUUUUCUCUGUCACUGAAAAAACGAAUCUGAAUAAAUUUUGAUUUAAAAUGA
Molecule: messenger RNA, 1633 nt
Organism: Magallana angulata
Lineage: Eukaryota; Metazoa; Mollusca; Bivalvia; Ostreida; Ostreidae
Product: secretion-regulating guanine nucleotide exchange factor-like
Exons: 10
Coding region: 80-1237 (385 amino acids)
Source: RefSeq, a predicted model, not a curated record